Gekko japonicus is the source of this 655-nucleotide messenger RNA. It is a transcript of the gene CALML4, whose product is annotated as calmodulin like 4. Bases 1 to 654 code for a protein of 217 amino acids. Gene Ontology annotation, molecular function: calcium ion binding. NCBI's taxonomy places the organism in Eukaryota, Metazoa, Chordata, Lepidosauria, Squamata, Gekkonidae. The transcript is spliced from 5 exons. The record is from RefSeq and is a predicted model, not a curated record. Gene Ontology annotation, cellular component: myosin II complex.
AUGGAGGGUUUUACUAAAAAGCAGUUCCCGCAGUCCACCUGCUGUUUGGCGGGCAGCCAGUCCCGCCACCGAAACCAGAUCCCUGCCAGGGAUCCUUUCGCAUCUACAUCACCCAAGGGUGUUUUAUUACACCUGCCGCUACUCCCCCACCCUUCCCGACUGGUGGACUUCACCCCCUCCACUGAAGCGAAAGCCAAAUUCCUCUCCCAGGAUCAAAUAAAUGAGUUCAAGGAAUGUUUUUCCCUCUACGAUAAGAAGCGCAAAGGCAAGAUCAAGGCAAGCGACCUCAUCACCGUCAUGCGUUGCUUGGGGGCCAGCCCAACCCCAGGCGAGGUGGCCAAACACCUUCAGGCGCAGAAAGUGGGCAACAACGCAGAGCUGGAUUUCUCCACUUUCCUGUCCAUCAUGCACAAGCAAACGCAGCAGGAGGACCCCGAGAAUGAAAUCCUGCUCGCCAUGCUGAUGACGGACGAGCAGAAGACCGGCUUCAUCACCGUGGCGGAGCUGAAGGCCAAGCUGACCGGCCUGGGAGAAAAGCUGUCCGGGGAAGAGGUGAACAACCUUCUGAAGGAAGCCAAGGUCGGACACAACGGGCUCGUCAAGUACGAAGACCUGGUCAAGUCCGUCACCUCUCCUGUCACGGUGGACCACUGAG